AAUAAAAUGUGACCGCCAUGGUGGUGGGCAUCAUCCACCUUUCACACUGUUGACUCCUCCUCCUUCUCCUUCUUUUUUCAAUUUGCAAGAUCCGUCUCCGAUCUAAGCUUUAUCCAUUUCACGUUCGUCAGCCAUGUUUCUUUUGAAUUAAACCCUUCUCUUUUGAAACAUUUCAGCCGCCGAAUCAGAGAUUUCCCAUAGAAACAAUCAUGGAUCUUGCCCCAGAAGAGCUGCAAUUCUUCACCAUUCCAGACAUUCUCAGAGAAUCGAUCUUGAUUCCGAAACGCUCUCCCAAGACCUUCUAUCUCAUCACUCUUACCCUCAUUUUCCCCCUCUCUUUCGCCAUCUUAGCCCACUCCCUCUUCACCCACCCACUUCUCCUCCAGCUCCAAAACCCAUUCGCCGACCCCAUUCAGACCCGCCAUAGAUGGGCCAAGCUCCUCUCCUUCCAGUUCUGCUACCUUAUUUUUCUCUUCGCCUUCUCUCUUCUCUCCACUGCCGCCGUCGUCUUCACCGUCGCUUCCCUCUACACUUCCAAGCCCGUCUCCUAUUCCUCCACAAUCUCCGCUAUUCCCAAGGUUUUCAAGCGCCUGUUCGUCACAUUUCUCUGGGUGUCUCUUCUUAUGAUAGUCUAUAAUUUUAUCUUUUUCGCCUUCUUGGUGUUGCUUGUUCUCGCAAUCGAUACCCAGAACUACUUACUGUUCUUCUUCUGCGUCGUCGUGAUCUUCAUCCUCUUCCUGGUCGUGCACGUGUACAUCACCGCCCUAUGGCAUUUGGCCAGCGUCGUGUCGGUGCUUGAACCGAUUUACGGACUCGCCGCGAUGAAGAAGAGCUACGAGUUGCUGAAGGGGAAAACCCGAUUUGCGGUGGUGCUCGUGUUUGUCUAUUUGGCGAUCUGUGCCACAAUCGGCGGCAUUUUUGGGGCCGUGGUCGUGCACGGCGGAGAUGGCUAUGGAGUUUUUGUGAGGAUUGUUGUCGGUGGCUUUUUGGUAGGCGUUUUGGUGAUUGUAAACUUGGUGGGAUUGCUGGUUCAGAGUGUGUUUUACUACGUCUGUAAGAGCUUCCACCAUCAGGGAAUUGAUAAGCUCGCUUUGCAUGAUCAUCUGGGUGGAUAUCUUGGUGAGUAUGUUCCUCUCAAAAGCAGUAUUCAGAUGGAAAAUUUAGAUGCCUGAGGUAGGGAAAAACACAAUUUGUUAUCUAAUGUUGGUAGUCAUAUGAAUGAAAUGUUGUAAAGAGAAGAUUAUUUAAACCCUUUUUCACAUGCAUCUGUGGAGUUUUUCUUCUGAUGUUAUACCUACUGCCACUUAUCUUUGAUUGGUGGUGGGAUUUUACUGUGCUGUACCAUGGAUUAUUAUAUGUUGAUGGUGGGAAAGUUCUGAUAUGUUCUUUGUUCACUCUCCACAUGACUGUGUCUCAAUUGGGAUUGAUCAUUGCAACAUUGCUUUA
Molecule: messenger RNA, 1446 nt
Organism: Momordica charantia (bitter melon)
Lineage: Eukaryota; Viridiplantae; Streptophyta; Magnoliopsida; Cucurbitales; Cucurbitaceae
Source: RefSeq, a predicted model, not a curated record